AUGCUUUACAGUUUUAAGCUCAGCGUGUUACUAACGGCACUGCUGCUCCAUACAGUGACAAGCAAAGGCGGUCGAACGCCCACACAAAGCAACAAACUACAAACGCUGCUGAUACCACAAAAGGAGGUAAACGAACCGGACUACAGCUUUGAGGAUGAGGGUUCCGUGAUUCUUGAAGUGCCGAUCGCAGAGGGUCCACGUGAUUUGGGCGCACUACUGGCUCUGCAGACAGCCACCACCCAAAGACCACACCAUGACCACCAUGAGCAUCAUUAUCAUCACCACCAUCGCAGACCCGCUAGGCGGCCACCGAAAAGACGACCAUGCUAUGACGACGAAGAAGAUAGUGACGAAUGCGAUGAAUAUUAUUAUGGUCGGCCAUCGUGGCAACAUACAUCGCACUGGUAUGUAGCGUCACCGCAACUUCCACCAGUAGCUAGUCCAAAACCAUCUCAUUAUGGACCACAGCCAAAUUAUUAUCCUCAACCAUCAUAUCCUCCACAACAGUACUAUCCGCCACAAUAUUAUCCACCACCUUAUUAUCCAUCACCAUAUUAUCCCCCACCGUUUUACUACAACUUUCCACCAUGGUACUUUUUUAACCGGACAAUCACUGGAUAG
Bactrocera latifrons is the source of this 621-nucleotide messenger RNA. Its product is annotated as early nodulin-75-like. The transcript has a single exon. NCBI's taxonomy places the organism in Eukaryota, Metazoa, Arthropoda, Insecta, Diptera, Tephritidae. Bases 1 to 621 code for a protein of 206 amino acids. The record is from RefSeq and is a predicted model, not a curated record.